CUCUUCAGAAGACGAAAGCCGACCGCCCUCCUCGCGGCAAAAAAAAGAAGGGGGUGUUAGUCGAAUCGAACGAACGAAAAAAAACCAAAAGUCGUGAAGAUGAUGUUUUGCGUGAUCUUGGGCUUUGCGCUGUCGAGUGCGAUCGUCAUCUAUGCCAUUUUUACCGUUGCAUUUUGGUUCUGCUGUGAAUAAGCAAUAGGCCUUAAUUUUUGUUCCCUUCCUGUGAUGUGUCAUUUUCAGCAAAAAAUCAAAUCAAAGAAGAAAAUCAUGCUGAUGGUUAAUGAAAUCGAAAAACCAAAACAAACGGUUGUAGGCUUAUGAUGAUGUCUUCGGGGAAAAAGAAGUGUUAAAACGUGAUGAACGUGAUACUCGAAUUUGACGAAAAAAGGAAAAAUCGAAGAAAAUCCAAAACAAUAGCCAAACCAAAGUGAAAGAGAGGUGUAAAAGAAGUGUGAAGCGGUCAAUUUUUUGAAUAACGAUCGAGAUCGAGAGUGAGCUGUGAAAUUGAGCCAAAUUGAGUGAGGAGACCUCGUCCAAACGGUCGUUGUUGUUGGAGUGAUCUUUGAUGUUCAUGUUUUGGGAGGGUAGCCGCCCAAUUGCAUAAGUCCUGGUCGCAGUCGAAAAUAAUUGGAUUGGAUUUUGGAUGGACUGCGUGCUCACUAUUCAAAAUAAUAACAACGACGGAAAGUGAACAGCAACAAAUCGGUUUACCUUUACAGAGGAUUUCAAGAAAAUGAGGAGCGUCAUCUCGUCGAACAGAACCACAAAAAUGCUCGACAAAAUACCCUCAAAAUAGCUCCGGUAGCUAAUAAAUUCCGAUUCCGAAGAUAGGCAGCCAACAAGAAUGGAAACGCUCAAAAGUUUACUGUUGCAACAUCCCCCGACAUCGACGACAACGAGCAUUCCACCGCCAGUGCCGCCACCCCCGUCUGCCGUCGAAUCUCUGCUAAUAUUCGAUGACCUCUUCAAAACAACUAAUGGAGGCAGCAGCAGUAACGCGGUCAACGAUUUCAUCCCACCGCUGGUGCCAACGACCAGCAGCAGUAGUAGUAGCUCGACGACGGCAGCGGCCACGACCCCGGUCAUUGUGGGGGUGGCAGUGAAGCGAACCCUCCGAAAGCAGCAACCUACUCCCUUUGAUGGGAAGGAGUUGGAGUCGGAGCCGUCGACGACAACAACAACAGCUGUUUUGCAGGAGCAGAAGCAGCAACCGCAACAAAAGCAGGACUCAGUUCCCAUGAGGGAACUGAGCCAAGCGGAGAUUCUAGAACGGUGGCAUCGGGAUCUGUUUCAUAGUCCUCCGAAUACAGCACGAUUGGUGUUUGGAGAUCGGAGGGAAAACAAUGCUGAUGGUGGUGAUAAUGAUGAUGCCGCUGCUGCGACUGCCGAUGUUGAGGUAGACAAUGGUGGUCCCCUAAUCGAUUUGAUUGAUUUCGAAACGGAGAUUGCCGAGCCCGGGGGGGUUCUCGGGAACAAUGAGAAGGAGCAGCAGCCGAAGGCGAAAGUAAAACGGGUUACGUUUCUUUUGGAUGAUGAUUUUGACGAACGGGAUGAGGAGGAGGAAGAGGAUGGAGGUCGAGGCGAUAGUGAGUCGGGAGACGAUGAAAUCGGCAGCGAUGUUGUAACAAAAGAAGGUGAAUGGGAUGUAACUGAUACCAUCAUUGGGUUUGAAACGAGUGGGUGGGGGAAAACUAGCGAAGGCGUUGCUGGUAAUGAAAUAUCAACAGAGACUAAGCAAACAGAUGACUUUGUUUCGAUUUUUGGAAACGGUGGGGAGACGAGGGGAGCGAGGACAGGUGCCACCGGAUCCCUUUCUGCUGCCGCUGCUGGUGGUCACGUUGACUGUGUACCAACAACAACAGAAACGGAGGCAAAGGAGAUGCUCCAGUGCGCAUGUCCGAUGUUACAUUACGAUGGUCACGAACAACAUUGCCAUCAUCAUAAUCAUCAGCAAAACUGCCAGCAUCCAGCAGUAUUAGAUUCGACAAGUCGAGCCUCAAAAGGGGGCGCAGCAUCCCUGGAGCUUCCUCGAGUCUUAGCCACCUUAUCAGACAACGGGGACACUAACACAGCUGCGGAAGUGGUGCUGAAUUCCGAUACACCGAUGACACCGAGGUGGGAGAGCAAAAUCGACGAAAUUCCAUCGCCAGAGGACAACUACCGGAGCGUAGAGAGUGCAGGGAAGCAGAACGCAUGUGCGGCAUCGGCUGGCAGCUCUUCUUCCGGCAGUCUGAAACAGCCUCGGUCGUGGAUCGAUUCCAGUAGUGCUGCCUCUCGCAGUGUAGAUUUUGUUGACGUUGAACGUGAUUUCAACGGAAAGGACCAAGUUGGCAGCACGUCCUGUACCCGAACGGGAGCCGAAAGGGUCCUCCGCGAAAGAAUCGAUGAACAGCCAGAAUCCAGUCGUAGUCCACAGCCACUGGUCAAACAAGUAGAAAAUGUUGUAACAGCAGGAACGCGUACCUCUGCUCACGGACAGCUGGAAUUUGGACAGGAAAACCAGCUCAUUCGGGAUUCAUCGUGUGAAAAAUCGAUUCAAGUGCCGUCCACGGAUCGGAUUCCUUUCAAAUCUGGUUGCUCUACGCCCAAUUUCCGCGACCAGAACCAGGAGCAGGAAAAUUCCUACCACAAAAGUUCGGACAGUGAGAGUGAAAAUUAUUAUGGCACCUGCUCCCCACCUCUACUGGGGCCACCGUCAGCAUCGUCAGUCACGUCCCACGGUGUCGCGGAAGGUUCUUACGGAAGUCUGAACGUGGAAGUGACCCUCAACGCUCAUAUCAGUGUUCAUGGAUUAAGUGAUUUUAACUUCUUCAACGCUGCGACAGCAGCUGCUUCGCACAGUCCAGGAAGUCUCGUCGUCGCAGACGGAAAGAUUCUGAAGGAUUCUGCUACCAAUACCAGCAGGAACAGUGGAAGGAACAACACCAGCAACGUUACCCCAUCGAGUGCUGACAGUGGAAUUAUUAUUAUCGACGAUGACGUCGACGAUUGUGGUGUUAGUGCGGAAGAAGGUGAAAUCUGUGAACCAAUUCCAAUAGUGCUAGGAGCUGGUAGUUCCGAGUUUAGGAAAUCUGCUGGUCAGCAAAGUCGGGAUCAGGAUACCCAAACUUCGUCCCAUCUCGAAUCUUUUCGAUCUCCUUCUAGCCCUUACUCUGGCCCCAACAAAUCUACUAGUGAAAUAAGUGUACAAGUAUGUGAAAACGAAGAUUCCGACCUACGCCAUCUAGACGGCAGUGCCCCAACCGAUUCUGGCUUAAGUGAAACGGAAACAGAUGAACGAAAAGAUUACCCAUCCUUUCCAUCUAAAAGUAGUGGGUCAAACAAUUUCCCCCUUGAUAAAAGUGAGUGUUUUGAAGCUAGCAAUCGGCUAAAGCGUUUGGAGGAACGCUUCCGAGGAUUUGCCUACACUAAGAAAAUAUUACGUGAAUCAAACUCCUCCAGUGGAAUUGUACCCCCACAAAAUUUGUCAUCGUCGCUUAGUUCCUUGUCGACUUUGCUCGCAGAUUAUACCAAAGACAGCACCAAUACUAACUUGGCAGCUUCCGUGCUGCCUCUAACUUCGUCGACUUCUGCACUGCCAGCAUCAUCGACUCGACCCAACGACAACCCCCUACAGUCGCCCUGGAAAACAUCAUCACUCAGCUGUCUCCAGAAGGAUACUCUCGCUGAACACGACCAAAACUCCCACAGCUUCAAAUCAAAACGGAUAGCCCCCAUCCUACCCCCACUGUCCUCCUCACUUCUCUCCCUCUCGGCAUCUUCGCUCCUCUCGCUGUCCUGUAUCGAUCUCGAACGAAAACAACGACAACAGAAACAGCACCAGGACAUAGUCAACAAUAACAACACCAACACCAAAACCAACCAUAACAACAAUCAAGAUUCCAAUCAGCCAGAACAAAACCUAUUAGGAAUCCGUACCUCGCUCAAUCUAGAUCAUCCUACCCAGCAAGCCCUAUCAAAAGCUUCCUCACUCCCUUCCCUGCUACCUCAAUACCUUUUCCCAGCUCCCCUUACCCCAAAACAACCUCUCAUCCCCGAAGACGAAGACGCAAACAACAACGUCCAUAAAUCAUCGGAAUCAGAACCGGAACAUCCCUUCAAUCGCGCCACCCCCUCCGAAUCCAGUGUCGAAUCGGAAGAAAUCUCCCAAAUCUUCCCCGGUGGAAAACCGCGAGUGACCAACACCGAUCUUGAGCUCCCUUCAAACCCCCCAGUCUCCCAAACUCCCUCCGAAGACGAACUCCUAGACCCGGACCUCAGUGACAGUGCCACAGAAGAAGAAACCCUAGAAUUUCUCAACCUAGAAAAAAUCCUCGCCACCGAUCCGCACACCAACUGCGAGUUCGACACAAGGCACCUCGCUCACUACGAACCGACUGUCUACCAGAUCCGUUACUGCUACGAUGAACUCGAGGAGGAGCUAGAGUGCGAAACCGGAAGUGUCGGGGGCCUCCUCUUGGGACCCCCCAGCGAAACUACCCACGGCCUCCUAAUCUCAACCGACGAAAACCAUCCGACCGCGUGUGAUUGUGUGAUAGAAGCCGUUCCCAUUUACCGGACCGAACCGAUCGAUAUGCGCGAAACGGCCGGCACACUGAGGGGACUCCUCAAAAAACCGAAUCGACCACCCCCGCUCCGCAAAAACCGGGUCGUCUUCGACGAGACCCGAAAUGAGUUCUUCGAAGCGGACUACAUCAUCCUCAUCAGGGAGGAUUGCCCGUACGACGAGGAGGACGAGGAACCGUGCACCUGCGGGGAACACGAGCUGGUUCGAAUAUGUUGUGACGAAGGCUGCAACUGUGGAUAUCAGCAGACGGCGGCCUCGGCGGCGACAACUGGCGGUGGUGGUAAUAGUGCAACAACUACCGCUGGAACGACGGCCGCCGCUGCCGGAGACGAUGGACGGACGCCACCGUUAACCUUGAUAAGAAAACCAUCCGACGAGGAAUGGAAAGGGUGA
Uranotaenia lowii is the source of this 4960-nucleotide messenger RNA. RefSeq lists its product as uncharacterized. The transcript is spliced from 4 exons. The record is from RefSeq and is a predicted model, not a curated record. Bases 845 to 4960 code for a protein of 1371 amino acids. NCBI's taxonomy places the organism in Eukaryota, Metazoa, Arthropoda, Insecta, Diptera, Culicidae.